Messenger RNA from Vitis vinifera (wine grape), 957 nucleotides. RefSeq names its product ADP-ribosylation factor 1. Gene Ontology annotation, molecular function: GTP binding; GTPase activity. The record is from RefSeq and is a predicted model, not a curated record. The transcript is spliced from 7 exons. Gene Ontology annotation, cellular component: cytoplasm. NCBI's taxonomy places the organism in Eukaryota, Viridiplantae, Streptophyta, Magnoliopsida, Vitales, Vitaceae. The coding region runs from base 107 to 655 and encodes 182 amino acids. Gene Ontology annotation, biological process: vesicle-mediated transport; intracellular protein transport.
CCACACCUAGCUUGAUUGAUAAACUUCUAAGCAGGCACAUAGUCUCUUGUUGCAGGCCUCUGAAGAUUGAACAAGUUUUUUCCUCUUCAAAACAGCAUAGGAAGAUAUGGGUUUGGUGAUAUCUAGGCUUCUGAAGAUGCUCUUUGCAAAGAGAGAAAUGAGGAUUCUGAUGGUGGGUCUGGAUGCAGCAGGGAAAACAACCAUCUUGUACAAGCUAAAACUUGGGGAGAUUGUUACUACUAUUCCAACCAUUGGUUUCAAUGUGGAAACUGUUGAAUACAAAAAUGUUAGCUUCACUGUGUGGGAUGUAGGAGGACAACACAAGAUUCGGCCUUUAUGGAGACACUACUUUCAGAACACUCAGGGUCUUAUAUUUGUAGUUGAUAGUAACGACAGAGAAAGAAUCUUAGAAGCAAAAGACGAGCUUCAUCGGAUGCUGAGUGAGGAUGAACUACGUGAUGCAACACUGCUUGUGUUUGCUAAUAAGCAAGAUCUCCCAAAUGCCAUGAGCGUUUCUGAAAUCACUGACAAAAUGGGCCUGCAUUCGCUGCGUCAGCGCCGCUGGUACAUCCAGAGCACUUGUGCCACAUCCGGGCAAGGACUCUAUGAAGGUCUUGAUUGGCUAUCCAGCAACAUUUCUAGCAAGGCAAGAUAAGCAAGGCUCUUCUGAGGCAUAACUCAAACUGCCACCAGAACUCUGGGCUCCUUCUCCCAGAUCCCUUUUACUCAAAAGGUUACCUACUGAAAAAAAGAGACAUGGAUAUCUACUAUGAGUGCUUGUAACCAUACUUUAUGUGCCCAUGUGAUUAACAUUAUACAAGUUUAGGGCUUAUAGCCCCUGAUUCUACAUCAUCAGACAGAAUGAUGAUCAUGAUUCUAAAGCAGCUGUUAUAAGUUAUAACAUUACUAACAAAGUAAUGAUCUUCAAUAAUGUGAGUUGUACUCUUGAUUUGUUUU